AUGGCUACAUAACCUUUAAAGGAGAUGUUAGUUUCUGAGAAAUAGAUUCCAUCUACUAAGGCAUCAUCUAAUUUAGAUCACUUACAGAUCAAGUUUAGCAAAUUAAUCAAUGCAAAAACAGGCUCCUACACGGACGACUACAAGUUAGGCGGAGUCUUGGGAGUCGGAGCCUUUUCACAGGUCAGGAAAGUUACAAAUAGAAAAACAAAAGCAGUCAGAGCGAUGAAAAUUAUCAAUAAAAGAAGCCUAACUAAUUCGGAAGAUUAACAAAAAUUUAUAAAUGAAGUAGAAAUUUUAAGAUUAUUAGACCAUCCCCACAUUCUCAAAAUUUACGAGCAGUAUCAAGACAAUAACAACUAUUACAUUAUAUUAGAAAUGUGUACUGGUGGAGAGCUCUUUGCUAAAAUUAUAGAAAAAGGCUCUUUCUCAGAAAAAGAAGCUUCUUAUAUCAUGAAUCAAAUUGUAUCUGCAGUCUUUUAUGCGCACAACCAUAAGAUAGUUCAUAGAGAUUUAAAGCCAGAAAACAUUCUCCUUGACAUAACGUCUGAUGGCACGUAUAAUAUCAAGAUUGUUGAUUGGGGAACUUCUAAGAUUUUCGAAUAAGAUGAAGUGAUGGUUGAAAAGUUCGGAACACCUUAUUAUAUUGCGCCAGAAGUACUUAAAAAAUCAUAUAACGAGAAAUGCGAUGUUUGGAGUUGCGGAGUAAUUCUUUAUAUUUUACUUUCUGGAACACCGCCUUUUGGAGGUAAAAACGAACUGGAAAUAAUGGCAAAUGUUGAAAAAGGGCAAUACUCUCUUGAAGGUGAUAAUUUAAAACAUGUAAGUGAAGAAGCUAAAGACUUGAUUCGCUAAAUGUUAGAGUAUAAUCCUAAGAAUCGUUUAUCUGCUUCCCAAGUUUUGGAGCAUAAGUGGUUUAGUUUGAUUGAAUAAAAAGAAACAAUAGACACAGAAGCUUUCAGGGCAAGGUUGCUCGCUUUAAGAAAUUUCAGAGCAGAAAGAAAGCUUCAAUAGGCUGCCUUAACUUUUAUAGCUAGCUAGUGCACUUCUAAAGACGAAAAAAAUCAGCUAAAUAAAAUAUUUAAAGCUCUUGAUAAAAAUGGUGAUGGUAUUUUAACAAAAAACGAAAUUUUCGAAGGCUAUAGAUAAUUUAUGUCAGCCGAAGAAGCAGAAUUUGAAGUUAAUAAAAUUAUGAAUUAAGUAGAUAUAGAUAAAAGUGGUGCAAUUGACUAUACAGAGUUUAUCCUUGCAACUAUGGAGAAAAAAACCCUUUCCAAAGAAAAACUACUAGAGUCUUUCUUACUUUUCGAUUAAGAUGGUAAUGGCUUUAUCACAGCUGAAGAAUUAAAAUAGGUCUUAGGAAAUCACCUAAGCUAAAAAGAUAAUAAAAUUUGGCUUGAUUUAAUAGGAGAAACGGAUGCAAAUGGUGAUGGCAAAAUCUCUUUUGAAGAGUUUACAGAAAUGAUGAUGAAAUAUAGCAACUGA
This is a messenger RNA of Tetrahymena thermophila SB210, 1482 nucleotides long. Its product is annotated as calmodulin-domain kinase. Gene Ontology annotation, biological process: intracellular signal transduction; peptidyl-serine phosphorylation; protein autophosphorylation. Gene Ontology annotation, cellular component: cytoplasm; nucleus. The record is from RefSeq and is a predicted model, not a curated record. The transcript is spliced from 5 exons. Lineage: Eukaryota; Ciliophora; Oligohymenophorea; Hymenostomatida; Tetrahymenidae. Gene Ontology annotation, molecular function: calcium/calmodulin-dependent protein kinase activity; calcium ion binding; calcium-dependent protein serine/threonine kinase activity.